Dermacentor silvarum is the source of this 3531-nucleotide messenger RNA. RefSeq names its product solute carrier family 13 member 5-like. Gene Ontology annotation, cellular component: membrane. Gene Ontology annotation, molecular function: succinate transmembrane transporter activity; citrate transmembrane transporter activity. The transcript has 16 exons. Bases 436 to 2235 code for a protein of 599 amino acids. The record is from RefSeq and is a predicted model, not a curated record. Gene Ontology annotation, biological process: monoatomic anion transmembrane transport; citrate transport. Lineage: Eukaryota; Metazoa; Arthropoda; Arachnida; Ixodida; Ixodidae.
CGUGCCUGUUGCCACCACGCGGAACUCGCGUUAACAGCCCCCGGGCCAGGAAAUUUACUGCGCUUAUUGCAUCCUCGGCGUUGGUUUCGCGGGAGAGUAGGACUACGCAUUUUUCCGUCGUUUUGAGACCUCUGGCAAGUCAUUGCGCUGCGCCUGACUUGUCGACGUUUGGUGUGAGAAAAAUACAGCGGUGAGAGAGUGCAUACUAUAGAAAAGGCGCACGCGCGAGGCUGAUAAGAUUUGCUGCGAUCCGGGUCGAUCCGGGUGCGCCGUCUUGGAGCCGCUGCCAAGGUGAGAAAUAAGUUACCCCUUUAAGGCGGAACCUUGGUGGAAGUUCUGAGCCAUGGAUAUUCUUUACUACAUUAGGGCGGAGUUACAGUCCAAGAGGUCGUUGAACCGUGUGACUGAUCGCUCGUGUAACCUUUUGGUGGAAAUAUGACUGACGCGAGUUUCUCCGACGGAGAUGCCCCGUGUGCAGCGUUUCCGGAAGUGUCCUGGAAAGAAAACCUCCGCGCCAAAGUGUCUCUGAGUUCGAGAGUGCUGGGCAAAUCAUGGCGACUCCUCUACAUCCUCGGCGUUCCCUUGCUCCUGCUUCCAGUGGCCCUGCAUAUUGAAGGAAAGGCAGGAUGGUGCGCAUACAUUCUCCUGUGGAUGGCGUUCUACUGGUCGGCCGAAGCGAUUCCACUGGCCGCCACCGCUCUGAUGCCCGUCUUCCUAUUCCCGUUUUUCGGGAUUCUGAAUUCACAGAAGGUGGCUGCCUUCUACCUCAACGAAAUUGGCAUGGUUAUGCUGUGCUCUCUCAUCAUGGCUGGGGCUGUAGAGACGAGUAAUCUACACAAGAGAAUAGCGCUGAAAUCAUUACUCGCAAUAGGAACAAGCAAUCUUAGACUACUGCUGGGAUUUAUGCUGGUGACCAUGGCGCUCUCCGUGUGGAUACCGAAUACAGCGUCAACUUCAAUUAUGGCGCCAAUCGUCAUUGCGGUCGUUGAUCUCGUGCACACCACUUCCUCCUCCGUGGAAGACGACGAGGAAAGUAAUGCGUCUGAAUGCCUUAACAAGGCCAAGGACUGUGAUCCGGUGCCUCAGCGCAAGCUUUCAAGUUCUCAACUGACACGACAGAAGGCGCUGCUGACGACGAUGCUACUAUCAGUGGCGUACGCCGCCAACAUCGGCAGCACGGGGUCACCGAUUGGCACUGGGCCCAACUUGGUCCUGAAGGACCUUAUCGACGAAAUGUUCCCGAGUUCUACCGAAGUUUCUUUCGGGUCCUGGAUGCUGUACAACAUACCGACGAUGAUUCUAUGCGUCAUCGUCGCUUGGGCGUACCUCCUGCUUUCUUCCAUCAGAACAAUGCGUAGCUCAAGCCACUGCACGGCGCAGGAGAAAGUCCGGGAAGAGAUUGCCAGGCGAUACAACGAGCUUGGUCCACUUAGCUUUCCGGAGGUAUGUGUCAUGUUCCUGAUGGUUGUGAUGAUCCUGCUAUGGGUCACUAUGGAGCCACUGCUGCUUCCAGGGUGGGUGGAUCUUCUUCCAUUCGGAAAUGCCAUCAAGGCUUCCGCACCGGCCAUGCUGGUGACGCUCUUGCUGUUCUGCAUACCACGUGAUCCGAGGCGCCCGUGGAAGAGCGGACCCAUAAUAACGUGGCGCGAGGCCAGCGACCGGGCCCAGUGGGGUGUCAUGAUUCUCAUCGGUGGUGGCAUGUGCCUCGCCGAGGGCUGCAAGCAAUCAGGUCUGUCAGCGCUUCUGGUGCAGCACCUGAAGAGCCUUGACGUGCUUCCUCACGCGCUGACGGUCUUCGUCCUCUGCUUUGCCACCUCCAUGUUCACCGAGGUGAUCAGCAACCCGGCCGUCAGUUCCAUACUCUUGCCUGUCGUUAUCGAAAUGGCGAUAGAGAUGCGGGUGCACCCGCUGUACCUCGCAAUGCCGGUGGCGAUCAGCGCCUCGUUCUCCUUCAUGCUCCCUUGUGCCACACCUCCCAACGCGAUCGUGUACGAGCUGGCGAAGUUGACAAUUCCUGAAAUGGCAAAGCCAGGCUUCGUCAUGAACAUGGUUUGCGUCCUGGUGGAAGUCGGCAUGAUUCACGCGAUAGGCUUCCCCAUCUUUGGCCUGGGGAAGUUUCCCGCCUGGGCUAGGCCGCCCGAAGAUUCGUGCUCUUUAACUGUUGUCCCAAACACGACAGACUUGACGCCGUUGCCGACAGAGUUGACCACAUCUAACUGCACACAAGUGGCGUGAAUGAUGUGCCUGACCAGCGGCAAUAUUUCCCUCUUUAUUUCUCAGCGGUCUGAGAAGCUCCGACAUGACGUGUGACUUAAGUUCCUACUUCUUCGCUAUUUCAGCCCCAAAAACAGAGCCACUUCGACAGCAAUAACGGCAGUUCCAGAAACCUGAGCGCCAAUUUCUACACACGUUGUUUUUUUUUUUUCCUCAGGAACUUAGCGCUACACUAACACUGUACAGCGUCAUGUAGGUCAAAGAACAUCCAUAUACUGAUAAAUAGCUGUAGCCUUGACAUCACCGAAGUGCUGAACUUAAAGGAAAGAUGGAACGAGAGUUCUAAGCUUGAAGUAGCUGCACUCACUUCACGAUGGAGGACCACGCUGUAACGAAGAUCUUGCUUCUCCAUAACGUAGUCGCGAGCUAUUUAAGGAGUCAAGUCCAUUGUUAUUUUCGUACAACUUCUGUGCCUAGGCUACUCAAUCGUCUGUGCUACAGCAAGCUCAAGCACAACGAACAACCCUAGCAAAGAGAAAUACUGCAAAUUGCGAAUUUUUUAAACGCGACGCAACUUUCAGAAAAAAUGCUUACGGCGUUGUGAAGUACACGUGACGUAUCCGUUCUCGUGGUUGCCCUUUUUUUUUCUAAGUAAAUCACUUUUUUUCUGGGAUUUAUUUUCUGCCCAGUUUUUUUUUUCAGAAUCCUACAUAGACUGUUACUAACCCUUUCUUGGUUACAACUAAUCGGUGGGUGGCUUUGAACAAAUAAGAGUGCGAGGAAUCUCUCACGCCGCAAGUGCAGACCACUUAGUGUUAAGACUACAAGCGAGAGCAGGGCUUCAAAACGCAAAACAAUUCGAACACUGGUGUGAGUGUUCUAGUUCAGCCUACUUGGGAAAUUCUAAUGAAGAAAUAAGAAGUCACUGUCUUUUCUCUUUGGCUAAUGUUUGUUUAUCUGUUACAUUGUGCUAAUUUUUGCAGUUAUUUCUUGUGGCCAAGCCUAAAUAACCAUUCGUGUCUGUAAAAGAAGGCAAUUAUUUUAAAUUGUCGUGAGCUUCUAGACCUGCAUUUGGAGAACUGGCUGUUUAUGGUGUGUAUAUACAACACAAAUCAACUCCAUCCCGCUAUGUGCACGAGUUUGAAGUAAUGAAACUCAAACGUUUGACAGCCGAGGCGCCAGAAUAAUUAAAGUCAUUGGCCUAGAGAAAGCCGAAUUUUCCAGCCGCGAGUCUUUUCGUGAGAGUAAUCUUUGAAUGAUGUCAUCAUAAUCACAAUCAUCAAUGUUUACCUCUCAUCAUAUUCAUAAUCAGAAGCG